Molecule: messenger RNA, 3488 nt
Organism: Lycium ferocissimum
Lineage: Eukaryota; Viridiplantae; Streptophyta; Magnoliopsida; Solanales; Solanaceae
Exons: 16
Coding region: 275-3334 (1019 amino acids)
Molecular function (GO): hydrolase activity
Source: RefSeq, a predicted model, not a curated record
GUCAAGACGAAUAUUCUGUUAAAAAAAAAAAAAAAAACAGGUUUCUUGCAAGACAUCCUCAGAUAAACAUGCUGAGUCGGUUCCUUAAUCCAAUCAUAUAUGCAAGUAUACACUAAAUUACUCCACAUAUAUAUAUAUACACACAUAUAGAGACCUAGUUGUUUCUCUCUCUUUAUAUCCAGUUUUAAUUUCUUAAUUGAGUUGGUUCUUGGGAACUAGAAUUUAUCAGCAAGAAUUUUUAUCAAGUAAGGUGGCGUUAAGCCUAGGCUGCUCAAUGGGGUUGGAUAAGCAGCCGAGUGGUAUUCUUGAUACUUUAAAAAUGGAGACAGUCAGGACAAUCUUUCACUCAUAUCCUUACCCACACGAGCAUUCACGUCAUUUUGUGAUUGCAGUAGUUGUGGGAUGCUUGUUUUUCAUAUCAUCAGAUAACAUGCACUCACUUAUUCAGAAGUUCGAUAUCAAGUGGUGGUCUAUGUAUGCUUGUUUGCUCGGAUUCUUUUACUUCUUUUCGUCUCCAUUUAUUGGGAAAACAAUCAAACCAAGUUAUUCAAAUUUCAGUCGCUGGUACAUUACCUGGAUAUUAGUGGCAGCUAUAUACCACCUUCCAAGUUUUCAAUCGAUGGGAGUAGAUCUCAGGAUGAACCUCUCUUUGUUUCUGACAUUAUACAUCUCAUCCAUUUUGUUUCUUCUUGUUUUCCAUGUUAUAUUUCUCGGGCUUUGGUAUCUUGGACUCGUUGCUCGUGUGGCGGGAAAGAGGCCUGAGAUUAUGAAAAUCUUUCAAAAUUGUGCUGUUAUAAGUAUAGCCUGCUGUGUUUUCUAUAGCCACUGUGGGAACCUCGCCAUAGUAAGGGAAAAGACAUUUGACUGGCGGAAUUCAUGGUUUUCGCUGUGGAAUAAGGGAGAGGGAAACACAUGGCUUGCGAAAUUCAUCCGCAUGACUGAAUUUAAAGAUCAAGUUUGCAAAUCUUGGUUUGCUCCAGUUGGGUCUGCUAGUGAUUACCCAUUCUUGUCUAAAUGGGUCAUCUAUGGAGAGUUGACUUGCGGCGGCUCAUGUGCAGAAUCAUCAGAUGAAAUUUCUCCAAUCUAUUCAUUGUGGGCCACUUUUAUUGGCCUCUAUAUGGCAAAUUACGUUGUGGAAAGGUCAUCAGGAUGGGCUCUAUCACGCCCUUUAUCACUGAAGGAGUUUGAGAAAUUGAAGAAAAAGCAGUUGAAACCAGAGUUUUUGGAUAUGGUUCCUUGGUAUUCAGGGACAUCUGCUGAUUUAUUCAAGACAGUGUUUGACCUCCUGGUCUCGGUAACUGUAUUUGUUGGGCGUUUUGAUAUGCGCAUGAUGCAGGCUGCUAUGAGCAAGGUUGAAGAUGGAGCUAAGCAGGAGGAUCUUUUGUAUGACCAGUUUAGUGAAGAGGAAGGUAUCUGGUUUGAUUUCAUGGCUGAUACUGGGGAUGGCGGAAAUUCUUCCUACAGUGUGGCACGCCUUCUUGCUCAACCUUCAAUCCACGUCCAAAAUAAAGGUUCCAUGCUUACACUACCACGUGGACGCCUGCUUCUUAUUGGUGGUGACCUUGCGUAUCCGAACCCAUCAGCUUUUACAUAUGAGAGGCGCCUUUUUCGUCCCUUUGAAUAUGCUCUUCAGCCUCCAAUCUGGUAUAGGGAAGACCAUAUUGCCGUUAACAAGCCUGAAUUACCUUCCGGGGUGACUGAACUCAGGCAGUAUGAUGGACCUCAGUGUUUUGUUAUCCCCGGAAAUCAUGAUUGGUUUGAUGGACUUCAGACUUUCAUGAGGUACAUUUGUCACAAGAGCUGGUUGGGUGGGUGGUUUAUGCCUCAAAAGAAAAGCUAUUUUGCCUUGCAGCUUCCGAAAGGGUGGUGGAUAUUUGGUCUUGAUCUUGCUCUGCAUUCUGAUAUUGAUGUAUACCAGUUCAAGUUCUUCUCAGAAUUAAUAAGGGACAAGGUUGGUAAGGAUGAUUCUGUGAUCAUUAUGACACAUGAACCUAGUUGGCUUCUCGAUUGGUACUUCGAUCAAGUUACUGGAAAGAAUGUCUCGUACUUGAUACGUGACCAUUUAAAAGGGAGAUGUAGACUUCGAAUUGCUGGGGAUGUGCAUCAUUAUAUGCGCCAUCAGUUUGUUGAAUCGAAAUCAGAUAAACCAGUUUAUGUCCAGCAUUUACUUGUUAAUGGUUGUGGGGGUGCUUUUUUGCACCCAACACAUGUCUUCAAAAAUUUCAACAAAUUAUAUGGAACAUCCUAUGAGUGUAAAAAUCCUUACCCAACUUUUGAAGAUUCAAGUAGGAUUGCUUUGGGAAAUAUAUUGAAAUUUAGGAAGAAAAAUUGGCAAUUUGAUUUUAUUGGUGGCAUCAUAUACUUCGCUUUGGCCUUUUCUAUGUUCCCCCAGUGUCAGCUAGAUCACAUUUUCAAGGAUGAUACAUUUUCGGGUCACAUGGGAACCUUCUUCGGCACAGUUUGGGAUACAUUUAUGUAUAUAUUCGGACGCUCAUACGUCUCCUUGACUGGCGCAGUGCUGCUAUUAGUAAUUGCAAUAACCUUUGUGCCAUCCAAGGUGCCUUGGAAAAAGAAAGUAGUAAUUGGGAUUCUUCAUGUGUCUGCACACCUUGCUGCAGCUGUGAUUCUUAUGCUCUUGCUGGAAUUAGGCAUUGAGACAUGUAUUCGGCAUAACUUACUUGCGACUUCUGGUUAUCAUACUUUAUAUGAAUGGUACAAAUCUGUGGAGAGUGAGCAUUUUCCAGACCCAACGGGUCUUAGGGCACGUAUAGAACAAUGGACAUUUGGCCUUUACCCAGCAUGUAUCAAAUAUCUCAUGUCUGCUUUUGAUGUUCCUGAGGUAAUGGCAGUCACCAGGACUACUAUCUGCAAGAAGGGAAUGGAUUCCCUAUCUCGAGGGGGUGCUGUAAUAUAUUAUGCAUCCGUCUUCCUCUAUUUUUGGGUCUUUUCUACUCCGGUGGUUUCUUUGGUUUUCGGAAGCUACCUAUAUAUUUGCAUUAAUUGGCUUCAUAUACAUUUCGACGAAGCCUUUUCAUCACUCCGUAUUGCUAACUACAAGUCAUUUACACGGUUUCAUAUCAACAACAAAGGCGAUCUCGAACUUUUUACCCUUGCAGUUGAUAAGGUUCCGAAAGAGUGGAAACUGGAUCCUAAUUAUGAUAUGGAGCCAAAGCAACCGCAGGAGCCAAGUUACCUUCGGAAGUUCCCAAGCAAAUGGAGAGCAGCUUCCCCUAAUCAGGAUCCCAUAAAUACUGUACGGAUUAUUGACCAAUUUGUGAUUAAACAGACUGAAAAACAUGAUUCAGAAUUAACGAAUGGAUCAGUUGAUCAAUAACUCAUUUGAUUACUGAACUCUUCUAGUGUCGGUCUGUAUAGAUAGGCUUUAGAAUUUAGAAGGUAACUGAUAGCAGAAGCUCUCUGGAUAGAAACAGAAUUUGUAAAAGCUCUGACAAAGGUUCAUUGAAAUCAUAGUUUGUAAAUUUUUUGUC